GUGGUUUAGUUCUCCAAGAACAGCGGGAAUAGCUUUCAGAUUUCGCGGCGUUUUUCCGAGUUUCUGUGUCGUCUUCCUCAUCAAUAAUCAGAGCUUCGUGUUUUCUUUUUUCAUCUCAAAGCAGCGGAAUCAAGAAUCGGAAGGCGUUGGACGAUGCAGAUUAAGGUGAAAUGUAACUGUGGCGAAACCAAAUGCUUGGAAUGGGCCGUCGUUGAAUUGCAAGGCAUAGUUGAAGCUCAACCCUCCUUCGAAGAUCGCCUUCAAACCCUCGAAAUCGGCGUUCUAUGCCGGCCUUCCGCUCAGGAAGUGUAUACUUUUACAGUAGGGUACCAUGAGCUGGCAGGAAGCAAAGUGCCACUGAAGAAGCCAUUGUUGGUGUUGAAGAAAAAGAAGUGCGUGGACGAGGAUCAGAGUGGCGAUACCAAAUCAGCUACUGCAGAGUUGGAAGUCAUUGGGAUAAUCAGGCAGCGGAUUCUGUUUAAGACCAGACCAAAGGCCCUCAUAUCCAAACCACAACCAUCGGUGAAGGAAAGAUCCCGCGCUUCAGGAUCGGGAUCUGCAGUGACAGGCCAAGCAACAUGAACUCUAUCUGUGAAGGUGAAAUCCAUCCAUAUCUUUUCUGGGUGAUGAAGAUAUCAUGGAUCAGAGGUCGAUAUC
Molecule: messenger RNA, 657 nt
Organism: Cucurbita moschata (crookneck pumpkin)
Lineage: Eukaryota; Viridiplantae; Streptophyta; Magnoliopsida; Cucurbitales; Cucurbitaceae
Exons: 4
Coding region: 154-582 (142 amino acids)
Biological process (GO): mitotic sister chromatid cohesion
Cellular component (GO): Ctf18 RFC-like complex
Source: RefSeq, a predicted model, not a curated record